This is a messenger RNA of Ilex paraguariensis (yerba mate), 174 nucleotides long. Lineage: Eukaryota; Viridiplantae; Streptophyta; Magnoliopsida; Aquifoliales; Aquifoliaceae. The record is from the annotation of a GenBank genome assembly.
UUGAUGGGAUUGCUUUCAUGAGGUUGCCAAACAAGACUUCUUCUUAUGUUAGACAGAGGGGUAAGAACUACGAAGAACAACCAAGUGAGGGCAACAGGACAGCUGUGAGCAGCGAUAUGGGUGCAGAAUCAGGUCUGAAGAGACGAAAUAGAAGAGAAGGGGGAGAUGAAAACC